UGUCAUUUCCCUCGGCCAGUUUAUCACGCUGAAUUUUCACCCAGUUUCCACAAUUUAUUUCCAAAGUUAGAAGUUAGACUAGGUUCGUUAAAAACUGGCCAGAUUGGUCAAAUAUCAUCUAGAAUUUGAUAAUGUCGGGUUCAUAUCCGCCACCAAUUCUCCCAAAGCUGGCAAGCGGCCUUCCUUUUAUAGCACCUAAACCAAGUAUGCCAGGCCAGGGUGUUAAUGGAAGUCACUCAGACCCAAACAAUAUGGAAGAAAAACGAGAAAACGGAUCUAGCCCAGGUUCAAGAUCAUCUUCUGAAAUUUUCGAAAUGGAUGCAGAUUUGGCCAGAAGGACAAGUCAACGCAAGCGCGCUAAAGUAUGUUUCACAGUUUGUCUUCAUUAUCUAAAAUUUGUCAUUCAUGAUAUAUUAUGCAACAUUCUUCACUUCACUGUCAACAAUACGGUUUUGUGUUGCGCUUUAGCCUUUUAAUUAAGGCUUCGGAUGAAAGUCUUGCUAGAGCAGAAAAGACUCAUCCGAGGUCUUUAGAAUCACGUUUUUAAAGGGAAAUUUCUCGUGACCUCCGAUCCAGGGACUCUAAAUUUAUGCAUCACACUAAAUAAUCUGUCAAAGCGUCGAUUCCUGAGUGGCUGGAAGCUCGUUGGAGUCACAUGGCCUUUGUUUUAGCGCAUUAUUUGAUAUGUUCCUUGUUAGCAUUUGCUAAACGUUCUUGAAUUAUGGUAAGCCAAAAAGUUGCAUAAACUUCGGAAACGCUUCGUUUCCUCUCGGAUGGGAGUAAAUGAGAGAUUUUCGACUAGAAAUGAAAGGCACUACGUCACUCCGUAAACAAUGAAACUUUGUAAUCGCUAACACGCAACGGACGAAAGCUACGGAAAUAUUAAUUGAAACAUGCAUUCAGCUGGAAUUUUAUACAGCGCAUUUGUUAUAUUUCAUUUGACCACUCUUUCACGGUCCGCCGUCUUCCUUCCUCUUAUAAAUCAGUUUAAUUUUUUUUGGCUUUGCGGGCUAUGGAAUUGUUUACAUAUUUCAUGCGGGGUGGUCACGAGGCAAUGAAUUGUCCGCGAGAAGAAUGGGCGAUUUUCACUCGCUUUAUCGUUCAUUUAUUGUUCGCGUCGAGAUUUUCAGUUAAAAAGUUGAGAAAUCUGUCCGUCUUGGGGGAAUUCGAAUAAAGUCCUUCGCAUUUUUGGAAGAAUUCGCAGCGGAUGUUUCCUAAUUCAAUAUAAUGGAGGUAAGAUUCGUAAUAGAGUACCGUAGAAACAAACUUCCUUCGCUACAGUCGUUCCGUUCCGCGAACCAUCCAAGGGAAAGCUUGAGGUAAAACAAAAUUGUAUCUUUUGUCGAUAAAGCUUGGAUUUAAUAGUCCAGGGUGCAUGUUAAGGCUUAUUUUCCAUGGCAAAGCUUGAAACUGGGAAAGAUUGUCGAUUCAUUCAACGAAUUCGUCGCACAAGUUGCUUACAUGAUAGACACGUUUGUUCCAUGUGUUUUUGACGCUUGGCGAUGAAUAGAUCUCGGUUUUUUCUUUAGAUUCAAAUUGAAAUUAGCGAUUAUGUUUUUCCUCAGACUGAAAAAUCGUUUAAGGAAAUUACUGUGUGUUAGCUCUGCAAACUAAAAAACAAAUACAAUCUUGCUCUGGUCGUCUUUCUUCUGAUGACAAUAAUAUUGCAUAACAUUGUGAGGGAAAUUUUCUACUUGGAGCUUUACAAAUUAAUUUAUUUUCCGCUCAUUUGAAGAUUGUUGUUUAGAAUAGAUACAAGUUCCUACAAUGUUUGUUUUGGUGUUCGUGUAAAUUUCUACAAAGUAAGACCUGUUUCAAAUGUGGUGCUAUGGCUGUGCUAAGCUUGCUCCAGGUUGAAUUCGAAAAUUAAUAAACAGUUUAGCCAACUCUAUAAACUGUGAUGAGAGGAAGCAAUAUGAAUAAAUUGAAACCAGCCAAGAGGUAAAAUAUGUGAAAAAAAAAAAAAGAAAACAAACUCAAAAUUACCUUAAAAAAAGAGAAAAUAACUUUCCUCUGGCAGGAGUCGAACCCCAGACCAUUAAUAUGUUUGGUCAGCACCUUAACAAUUCAAAAAUACAUUUGAGGAAAGUAAGCAAGGUUUUGAUGGUAAAGGCUGUACCUUUCCUUCAGGGAAGGAAGUGGGGGAUCCCAGGUAGGUGAGGUAACUCGCUUAGGUGGGGUAACCCGCCUGUCCAUAUAAUCUCUCAUUUUAAUUUGAUCACGUUUACAUUGAUAGGUGGGGUGACCCGCCAAGGCAGUAGCCCGGUCUACCAGACCGGGUUACCCUCUCAGCCGUUGUCAAAUUUUGCCAUGUAAACAUUUCAAGGUGAGGUAACCCGCCUGGCCGGGGUCGGAUUCGUAAUACAUCAAAUUUGCACAAAAUUCACUUGGGCAGUGGCUUUGCAUCAUCAUGAAAGUUAACAAUAGAAAGCCGUUGCACUGAAGGUUGCAGCAAGAGCAACAAGGAAGUGUAGAAGUGCAUUAAUCGCCAACAUUCGUGGUUUGCCAGCAUUUUUCUUGUUUAUGUGCUUAGCGACCAUUCAAUAAUCUUGAGAAAGUGCACUCCGGGAUGGCGGGGUUGUAUGAUUGCAUGUAAAGGAGGGUUAUUUUAUCACCCCACCGAAGCAGUUUACCUCACCUACCUGGGGUCCCCCACCUCCAAGUAAACAGGCCCUAAAAAGCUGUCAUUUUUGCACUAGGUUGAAUAUACUGAAGUUGAUGUGAAAUUGGCAAAUCUGACAGAUGAUGAGUUAUCUGAUGAUGAAAUCAUUCAAAGAACCACAUCAAGGUUGUCACCCAGUAUGGAAGUUGAUGAUCAACCUGAUGAAGAAGAAGAGGAAGAUGAUGUGCCAAAAGGUUGGUAGUCUUGUUUUGCAAGUUACCACAAAUAACUCUUGAACGAAAGAUGUGAUCUUGUAGUUACUGUCUUGAUGUGGUGACAACGGUGCUUAUUUUACUUUGGUUGCUAUAGCUGUAGGGUGCUUUUAAGAGACAGGUCACUUAUUUAAUGACUUGUCACCUAUUUGAAUGACUUUGCAGUGAGUGGAAACAACAGUGUAUUUACUAAGUGGGUUGAUUGUGAUUGUUUGGGUGAAUGUAGUUCUGAAUAGGAUGGUUGUUGAUGAUGUUUUGACAACUUGUGUGGUAGUCAUCGUCAGAGUCAAAGUGAGUUGUAUCACGUCAGUUGAUGGUAUUAUACUCUGGUUAUUGAUCUGAUUAAUUAGUCAUGAUAUUAUCGGUCGUCCGUCAGUAAAGCUGUGAUGUUAUAGGCUAUGAAGACUCGUAAUGUCAUUGGUGCAUUUCGAUCCGUCUAUUGUCACAGUCAAACAGUCUGUACCUUAGCUAUUCAAGCUUACUGGACAUCAGGUCAUUUGUCGGGCCUGUCAGUAAGGAGCGGGGAACAGGGAUUUCCCCUGGCUACUACAUGUAUGAGUGUGACCGCCUUCUACUUUCAUAUAGGAAACAAAACGUAAAUAGAACCAAGACAACUUCCUAGCCAUUCAGUUCACCACCUUCUAACUGCAUAUACCCAGCAACGUGACACAUUAGUGACAGCCUUGAUUUGUGACUACAUAAUGAACCAGUUGGUGCUAGUGUAUUACUGUACUUUUUACAAUCAGAAUGAUAUUGCAGUGAUCAAACUUAGCAGAUGAAUCAGAACCAGAAAAUUCUAGGUUUAACUGAGAUUCACUCACUGAUAUCAUUAUCUUUUGGCAUGACAAAGCCCAACAAGGCUCUUGUCAUCUACGGUAGAGUCUCUUGCCAAAUUUUCCUCUUCAGGCUCAUAUUGUCAAAUUUUCAAAUGCUGUGAUAGUGAUUUGCAAUGAUUUUGUAUUGACAGGACUAGAGGGUGCAGCUUUCCAGAGCAGACUGCCAUUUGACAAGUUGACAUCACAAGAGGCAACCUGUUUUCCUGAUGUAUCACAAGGUCCCCCUUCCAUUCAGAAACAGUUCUUGUACAUCAGAAAUAGAGUGGUAUGUAAACCUUUUUUGGUUUUAGAUUUAGCAUUUUUUAGGAUUAGAAGAUAAUUUGAAGAUGCUAAUACAUGCAUCAUAAUUUGUAAAUUUUAGUAUCCUCAAGCUUACCCUUCGGAAUAAUAAAGAAAGAAAGGUGCCUCAGUGACUUUUCUUUCAUAGGCAUUUUACUUCACUAGGAAAAAAAAACAAGAGAACAUUUUUUGGCUAAUGAAUACUGUUUGUUUGUGGUACAGUUACAACUAUGGAUUGAGAAUCCAAGACAACAGUUAACUGUGGAACAAGCAAUUUCACGCCUGGAGCCACCUAAUAAUAGUAAGUUCAGUGUAAUUUCUGUACUCAUGCAGUAAAAGAAAACCAAGUUAAAUUUCACCUUGCAUUUAAAAAAACUUGCCCUGCAUUAGACUUUGGCUUGCAGUCAGUGUGUCUACCUGAGGAUAGAGUACAGAAAGUUGAAGAAGGUAAAAGAAGAGACUGGUACACUUCUUCAUAAGGUACCUCAGAAGCUAAAGGUGGUUAAGUUUUCUCAAAUAUCAUGCUUUCAUAAGUAGAUGUUUCUGUCACUCGUUCAGUACCUGUAGCUGACUCAUUUUUCUGGAAAGUACUGUACGUUGGUAGACGUAGAUGUAGCUGGGGAGUGAUUCCGAUUACGAUCUGCAAUAUUCCAAAUAGGACAGUGUACCUCAAAUCAAAUUUUCAACCCCUUUUUUUUUUGAAAAAAAGAUUUAACUGGUGAGAUCCAAACCUCUUUCCCUAUUCUUUUGACUAUAUUUUUGAAGCUGGGCUCACAGUUAUCUUUUUUUGUGAAUGUAGAUGAUCCAAAGCUGGCAGCCAGAGUCCAUGCCUUCCUUGCAAGGUAUGGCUUAAUUAACUUUGGAGUGUACAAGGUUUUGAAAAUGCCUCCACCAGGUAAGUGUUCUAAUAAAUGUAAUUUGAAGUAUUGUUACAUAACUGUAAUAGUGUGCCGCAUUAGGAGAGCACAACCUAAGCUAAAUAAGGAAGAGGUCUUGGCAAUAGCUUUUAACAGAAAGAAACUAGAUUGUUUGGUAGGUUGGACAAGGUACCAGACACAGAAAUUCUUCAGAAAUUCUUGUAAAAAACUCAGGUGUGUCUGCAUUUCCAAAGAAAAUUAUACGCUUUCUACUGUCAGAACAACAAAUGAAAUAAUUUUUUGUCUUGUUGAUGAAGCAACAUAGUUCAUGUAAAUAUAAGUUCUUCUUACUUUGUUUUGUUUUGUUUUUUUCUUGUUGUAUUUCCUCUGAUUUUACCUGCUACCUAGAACCUAAAUUAUUCAGGGAGCUAACAAGAAAACCAACUGGUUCAUUUAGCUUCUUAGCUUGCACAUUUAUUCUCACAACAUUUAGUAUAUCUUGAACUGUAAUUAAAUUUCCUAGAGUGUAACAUUAACCAUGUACAUCGACAAAAGCAUAAUAAGGAUAAUUUUGAUUAUUGGUAUUAUUGAUUAUUUGUUAUUCACCACCCCAAAGUCCUAUUCAGUUUUUGUUGUUUAACUCCUCAUUCACGAGCUGUGAGGGAGGUGUUCAGAUGUGUUUACCAAAAGAUUCAAAUCCUCCAUAGAACAAUAAUAUAAUAUUGAUCAUUUAAUUUAUUAUUACUGUAUAUGAGUUUUUUUAAUUCUUGUUGUUUGUGGGUUUUUUGUUUUGUUCUUUUUAGUAAAGAAGGCUCCUAAAGUGAUCGUUGUUGGUUCUGGAAUCUCAGGUCUCACUGCUGCGCGGCAGUUGCAGUCUUUUGGAAUUGAUGUUACAAUUGUUGAAGCCAGGGUAAAUAUUUGUUGUCAGUUUAGAAAUGUUGCAUUUGCACUCUUUGUUCAUGUACAUCACUGUUGUCCCUGGGAAGAAGUUUGAAAAGUCCAGGGGAUAUCUGAUUUAUUUGUUUUUGAAGAGUAAUCAAACAAGGCUGAAUGUACUGCUGGAAGAAUCUGAUUAUUUAAUUUCUUGGCUUCUUCAGAAAAACAAAUAUAUAUGAUCACCUCUGAGCUAUAUAUUCAGACUUACUUCAUUGCAAUGAAGUAAUAUUAUUGCAAUCCUGUUUAGAUCCAGCAGGAACAUCAGUCCUUGCUGCAAAAUAAGUUUGCCUUGUAAAACACGCAACAUGUACAGAUUCUUUUGCGAAAAGUAGAACUACUCUCUACUUUGUGUAACCACUUUUCACAACCUGCACUAACCUGAUUUGUUGCAAGACAGGUUGAUUUGUAGGUGUUAAAAUAUGUAACAUCGCUAUUCAACUUGUUAUGCAGCAAUGUUGCAAAGCAAGUUACAUGGUUUUGUUGCCUGUUUUAUUUUACCUUUGCUAGCAUCCCUGCUGCGGGUUUUGGGCGUGGGUAAUAAAAAAUGAUUGUAUCAUGGAUAGGCAGUCUGUUAUAUGCAUGAUUCUUUGUCAUUUACUAAUUUUAAUAACCUGUUUAAUCCUUUUAUCCUUUGAUUAAGAUCCUUGCAAUCUUUUUUAAUGCUGCAGGAGCGUGUUGGUGGAAGGGUGGCAACAUUCCGUAAAGGCCAGUACAUUGCAGAUCUUGGGGCCAUGGUUCUUACUGGACUGGGUGAGUAAUAUAUCUGUUUAGCUUUCAAUGCACACAUACUGAGUCGUGCCAAGCAAUUUCUCCCUGAUAUAUUAGGGCUGUAUUUCAGGAUUUUUUGUGAGGGAUUUCGAAGCACAAUUUGGAAAAACCUAUAUUUUUCACAACCCACACUGUCAGUAAUGACUGAUUUCCUUGAACAGGGAUUUCUAUUCAUAAACACACUGAUUUCCCAACACUCAAUUAAGGUUUUACGUGUACAUAUGUAUUUGUGCUUGACUUACACUAUUCAUCCAUGGAUGCACUUGUCAGCUGAUUACAUUAAUUUUGUCAUUUUUCCAAUUCUAAAUUAGUGCCUGACAGCUAACAAGAAAUGACUUAAAAAUUCACACAAACCACUAUGAUGACCUGUUUGGCACCUGUCAAAACAAAACUGUGAACGGAUUUCCCAGUAGAAUUUUUGAUUUUGUCUGAAAAACAAACUCCAAAGUCACUUGCCAGGGGAAUUUAAACUAGGCAGUGUUCCUGAAAGAAGUAGAAAUGAUGGCUUUCCAUGAUGCAAGCAGCUUAAAUGAAUGAAAAAUAUCAAAGCAUUCUUCAGGACUCUUAAUCUUGACCUGGCUUAAGUACUAGUUUUUAACCCACUUGUGUAGGUAAUGAAGCACUGCUGAGUUGUGGUUAUGUUUUAUAUUGACCCUUGUAUUUUUAGGUGGAAAUCCUCUUUCAGUGUUAUCUGAUCAAAUCAACAUGGAGUUGCAUAAGAUAAGGCAAAAGUGUCCUCUUUACGAGACUCAUGGAAAGUCGGUAUGAAUAGCUGCUAGCUAUUUUAGCCUCAAGAACACACACACACACACACACUUCCCACAGUCCAAUGUGUUCACAUAAUAUGUAAAUGAAGUAGCAGUGGAAAAGAAAACAGUCCUUUACUUUCCCAGAGUGGAGUUUUGUUUCAAGUCUCUUUCAUUUCCAAAAUCAGUCUGCUAAAAAUAUACUCGGUUCAAAAUGAUUGCUUUUCAGAAGACCCUUUGUCUUGAAAUCACAUCAGGGUCUCUCUGACCAUUACACUAUUGAAUGUUGUAUUCCUUUGGGAAAAAGCUUUUUAUCUGAUGCCAUUCUUCCAGCCUCUGCCAGAAGUAUCUACCAUGAAUAUUCCUUUAUAAAUAGUUUUGCAGAGUGAUGUGUAUCUCACAAGAUAUCCACUGCUUCUUUGGUCUUUUCUUGGCUGUUGGGAAAGUGUUCCGUGUUGUAAUAAGGCUUUUUCACUUAAACCAUUUAAGUGCCAAUAGUGACCAACAACAAUUUUCUCCUAACAAUAUCCAUUCACUGUCAAGAGAUAAAGUUAUGAGAAUUAAUAAAAUGAUCAUCAUAGAGAAAAUUCCAUGAUCUUUUAUCAAAAUUAAUUCUCUCAGCGGAUUCUUAAAGGAGAUGUAUGGAGAUCAGUUUGGAGAAUUUGUAUGUAGACAUUUGGGCUUAAAGGGUUAAUGUACAUUGCAAUCAACUGACCCCUUUCUUUGAUUUGUUUUGGAUUGGAGUGUUUGUUGUCCGUUAUCUGAGACAGGCAAAAGAGGAAAACUUUUAACAUUGAAUUAAACUCAUACACUGCACAUUACUUAACAUUUUUAUUUGUACUAAUCUUACUAACGAGUUACGUUAUAGAAGAGCAACCCUUGUCCUACUGAUGAAAGCUGCACCGUCAUGUCAAUUUCUCACAUGAGCUUUACUAUACUGUAAAAUUCUGAAAAUGAGUCCCUGAAAAUAUGCCCUCUCUCAUUUUGAAACAAAAAAAAAUUUCCUCAAGUCCCUGGUACUCUUUUUAAAUUACGUUUGUUGUCGUGUUUCUAAGACGAGGACGACUAGGGAACAAGAUUUUCCGAAUGCUAAGUAGUACGGGCGUGUUGAAACAAUGUCAUUUUGCUGGGAAAAUGUGAUAGCCACCAUCAUUCUACUAUGAGUUUUGAGAGAAUGUCAUAACCGCGAAAGCAAGUUAUCAAAUGUUAGAAAUUUGAUUGUUUGGCGAUUGGGGUGUGGGGGGGGCUUUACCUCCUUCAACAGAAAUAAGCGUACAAACUUUUGUGUUGAAGAAAAAGUACAAAGAAGCUUUCUGUUUGGGGUAUCUGUUUUUAAAGGAUAGGCGAGAAAACUUAAAAUUAAAUGUUGUCCUCAUAGUCGUCCUCGUCCUUGAGUCUAAAGCCCUCUAAUAUGUUCUGAGGGAUUACCUGGACACAAAUUUGUAGUGACUUUCCAGUAUUCAUUUGUUAAAAUAUCAAAACAAAUACAUGUAUUUCCCGCCAUUUGCAAGCGUGACCUUGUGACGGAUUUGCAUCCCAUUCAGGGAAAGAAGGAAUGGUUCCCUGUGCAACUGUGGGGUAAUCCUGUGGCUCAUGAACAUGCCUGUUUGUAUCUUGUUCUGACAAACUGGCCUAUAAACAGACAGAAAAAUGUCAACAUUCACUAGUUAACAUAACGCUUGAUUUUUUCCUGAAGGGCCCAAUUGAAAAGAAAGCCAACAGCAGACUCUCGGCCGUGAGGGUAGGCUUUCCUUUCCUUGUGGAUUUGAAUAAAACAGUAAAAUUCAUCAUACAUUCCGUCAUUUUAACGCAUACGCCUUUGAUGUAUAUGCAUGCUCAGUAUUGAUCUUAAGAUUAACCUUUAAAAGUUGUAUAUUUUGAGUCAAUUAAAGCCAUUCACUGUCUAUGCAAGUCCCUUUGUAAAGUCCCUGAGUAACUUCAAUGCUGAAUUUGGUAACAUUUCCUGGCAAUAUAUCUGAAAAUGGGAUUGUUGAAUACUAUAAUUAUUACCAUAUUUUACAUCCAGACCUAAAAAAUGCCUUCUUUGAUUGUGUCAGUUUUCUCUUUUUCUUCUGUAAAUUGAGAAUCGACCUUAGUUAAUUAUGGACAUGGAUAUACUGCGUGGUUCAGUUAUAUCAUUUACGUAUUGCUGUGCUCUCCUUGGCAUUUGAGGGGAAUUUCCAUUCUUAUUAGAGCACUUGAUUUAAAUUUAGCAAAUUUAUUCAUCACAGUAAUAAGAAUAGCUAAUAUUUUAUUUUAAACUCAUCAGAAUUUUUUGGAAAUACAGACACUACUCUCAAUCCUUUUGGUGCUUAUGUUGAUCAUAAUAGUAUGAUAUAAAAUUUCCACUGUCACCACAUUAUUUUAGUCACUGCUCAUCUACUUAAUAUAUAUACGUAACAGAACAUCACUUCCUGACAAAUAAUAGUUUUAUGUGCACUUUGAUCUUGAUUAAUUAUAUAACCCGUAACCUUACAACACAAAUUGACAAUUUUUUAACCAUUACUGAUAAAAUUUUAUUUUAAAGGAAAAUAAUUAUAUAGUUAAACAAGAUUAAUGGGCAUUGACCAUUUGAAAUUCACCAUAGUGUUCAUGAAAGCUUUCACUUCAUUGCAAAAUUAUGUGGUAAGGUUUUUCACAGAUUUGGUCAGUAAAAUAUUACAUGCUUUAGACAGCACCACAGAAAAACACUACUUGUAAUAAGUACUUUAUAAAAUGUUCACACUGAGGAUUUGAUCCAUACAAAGAAAAUUAGGAAGAAGCAUGAACAAUUUUUGGUCAAAGUUAAGAGUCUUACAAGUUUGAAAUGUAUAACAGUUACCUACACCGUUAAUGACAAUAAUGCUGUUGUUGUCUUUAGGUUCCGAAGGAGAAGGAUGAGAUGGUUGAGCGUGAAUUCAAUAGAUUGCUUGAAGCCACAUCAUUCCUUUCACAUCAACUAGACUUUAACUACAUGCACAGUAAACCAGUUUCAUUGGGACAUGCCCUGGAACUUGUCAUCAAGUAUGUUCCUACUUCUAUUUUAUUUUAAUUUAUUAGCUUCGCCUAUUACGUGAUAAGAGAGAAAAAGAAAAGAAAAAAAGAAUGAUAAUAAAUAAAUACUGAAACAAAGAAAAAUAAAUGUGACCUUCUCCAGGAAAACGUAAAUGUACACUGACUCUUUUUUGUGUAACGGGCAAAAACUCACGUCUGAUGAACAACUUGUUACGGCUUUUUAAAGCAUUUUAUAAAUUAACAGUUUGAUUAAUGCUUUUUAAUUUUAAUAAUUUCAAUUUUGAUACCUGUUUUUGUCAGAUAUUUUGGCAAUUUGUAUAGGUAAUAGCAUGAUUUGUAGUGAUAUUUGGCAUAAAUACGCCAAGUUAUAUUUUGAAAUUGUUAUAUGUAAUUUCACGAGCCAUUAGGCGAUUGAAAUUCGAGGCAAUUUGGAAAUAUCACGAGUGGUAUUCAUGCAAAAUAUCACGUAUAAAUCGUGCUAUUAUUUGUUUAAAUUAAGCUGAAAUACCACUGUUCUAAGCCAAUCAAAUGGCAGAAAUUUCUCAUGUAGUAGUAUAAGGGACUGAAUUUCUGUAGUUACCUUAUCAUUCAGGUUCGUAUGUUAUACAACUGAUUUGAUCUUUUGCUGCUAUUUGUUGAUUUUUAAGCCAAUACAGACAUAAGCUCUUAUGUUCUUUGUGAUUUUAAGUGAUCUCUCUAUCUGUUUGUCUCAAAUCAAUACAUUGUUCAGCUUGAACCUUAAGAAUUAGGUUUAAUGAUGAACAAAACUUACCGUGGCUCAUGCUUCAAACUUCCAAUCAGCAAACAAAAAUUAAUUCUAAUGACUUCUCCUAAUGUUUCGAACAUUUUCGAUGCAAAAUGCGAGCAACUUUUCCUAACGCCUUGAAUGGUUUUUCUAACGCUUUUAACGGCAGGUUAAAAAAUUCCAACAGUUUUCCAAAUGCUUCUAACAACUUCCAAAACUGUUUUAACGCUUCUCUAAUGGGUUGUAAAACUUUUAGCCAUUAUACGGAAAAAGUAUUUGUGUACGUUUUCCUGGAGAAGGUCACAAAUGCUUAAUUAGGCAGGGAUACCAAAACCGUGGUAAGCCAAUUACAGUGGUCCCAGAGCUUAAAAAAUGUGUAAAAAUAUAGUAAAUCUGCAUAUGACUAUUAAAAAGAACAAUGAAGAUGGACGGAGACAUUACGUGAAACAUUACAUGACGUCUGUGCGCGAGAAAGUUUGUGUAAGCGUGGGAGAAUGGGCAAGUUUAAUUUCUGACCAUGUGCAGUUGUCAUUAAGGCACUUGCACAUAAUAUUCAGUAUACAAUAUUCUGGUGCUGUUUUUUGCUCAAAUGACUUCAGAUCUAUGAAUAGGUGUGCAUUAUUGCUCAUAGUGUGCACUUUCUUGGGGUAAAUAUGAUUCUGUAACAUAAAACAAAACAAUAAAUUAAUGUAAGCUGGCAGCUUUGAAAAUUUCAUUUGUUUAGCUUGGGAUUCUUGUUUAUUAAAUUUUGUUGCUUUCAUUUUGUUUAUUUCUAUCAGGAUGCAAGAAAGACAAGUGAAGGAACAACAGAUCGAACAUGCGAAAAAGAUUCUUAAAAUUCAAGAGCAGCUCAAGUCAACUUUAGCACAGGUAUGCUGACCUCUGUUUCUUGUCCUUAACCAUCAGGACACAUUAUUAUAAUAGUAACUGUUGUUGUUGUCUCUGACUUUCUUUAGUGGGGUAGUUUCAUCUAAGGGACAGGUUCCAAACAUGUGUGCAACUUAAAAGUGUUUAUUGUUAUUUUUAUUGUGAAUGUUGACUGUGAAUGAAGUGGUUACCUCUGCAGUCUGCUGUGAAUCAUUCUCUUGUUGUGUUUCCUGAUCUUGUGUGUCAGGCAUCUAUGUUACUGGUCAAAAUUAUAUUCAGGUCAAAAUAUUUUAUCCUAGGUUGAUUUUAACUUGAACAUAAUUUUGCCUGUAACAUCUACACUUCAGUUACGGUUUGAGGUUAUUACAUUAUGUCUGAAGGGAAAGGAAUUUUUCCAUGCCCAUUACCUGUUGAUCAGCCUACGUAAUGCCUCAUAAAUUAUGUCUUUUUUGUAAUCCAGUAUGGAUCGUUGCAUUGCUUCCAGAUAAAUCCUUUUUAUUUUAUUUUUUUUUUAAACUGAUCAUGAUUUUCUGCGAUAUGCAAGAUUGUAAUGUACUGCUUGCAAAUGAACAAUGAUAAUCUGCAUUCCAUUUUAAUGUUUGCCUUAAGAUGGUUAAAACCAAAGAGAAAGUAACACAGACACACAAAGAAUAUCAAGAUGCACUAAAGAUCAAAGAACCAAGGUAAUAAUUUUUAUCAUAAUCAGCCACAUAAUCCUCUCAUUUUAGCUUAACGGAUUGCAUUUUGAGUUGGUAUUAGCCUUUGUUUGAUUAAAAUUCAAUAAUAUUCAUUAUUUUGAGCAGGAUCAUGUCAUUGUAACUAAUUACAUAUAGGGUUUUCUGCCUUGUCUCCAAACAUUCCAUAUAUAAUAUCCUUAAAUACAGCUACUGUACUGCAGUAGUAAUUAUUUGAUAAAGCUCAGUUGCUUUAGCCUCACGUUCCCAUCAAAUGUUUGUCACGUAACAAUAUCGGUUGACAGUGAAAAACAAAGUGUUAAAGGACUUGUUUCUGAAUUUAUUACAGAGACAUCACAUCAGAGUUCUUGGUGAAAAGCAAAUUUCGUGACUUGAAUGCUCUUUGUAGAGUAAGUGUUAAAUUUAUUUUGUUUGUCGUGAGUGCUGUAUAUGUUGUGGUUUGAAUAAUAAAUUAUUGUUUAACUAGUAUAAUUUUGUUUUCUCUGUUACACAUCAUGGUAAUGGCUAAGAGUUAAAGGAAGAUCAAAAAUUAAACUUUGGUUUGAAUUUUUUUAAAAAAGAAAAAUUUAGACCAUCGCCAACUCUUUUGAGUGUCGGUUCAGUAACAAUGAUGUGAUUUGAUGGAAAUAAUAGGUACCUACCCUGACCUAUCCCCAGUUUACUAACAUGUGGACCAGGUGUGUCAUCUUUGAAAAUGUAUGGACACAUCUUACUUGUUAAAUAAAAUGCCUAAAGCAUACUACACGGAACUGCUGACCAGAGAAAUUAACACCAAAACUGGCAAACAGAAUUAAAAAAACAAAGCAGCAAAGGGCAACUUUCGGUUCACAAAGAAACUUGGUUACUGGACUGACUUCUAUAUUGUAUUAUUUCACUUGGGCCUAGUGUUUUAAGAUUUUUUGGCUUGUAGAACAUAAAAUUCUGCCCAAUAUUUCUGGCCUCUAAUCUGGAGUCAAAAUGACUCCUUGCAGUCACAGAUUUUUUGGCAAAAUUUGCUCUAUUAUUAGUUUAACCUUAAGUGUGUGCGACCUUUAAUAUAACUAGGAAUAUGAUGAGCUUGUGGAGGAGCAACUGCGUAUUGAGGAAAGACUGGAGGAACUAGAAGAUAACCCACCAAGGUAUUUGUAACUUCUCUUUCUCUUACCAUGAAAAUGUAUGUUAAUUACCAGAAACACUUAGUACUGACCAGUACAUUGUCAUACCUUAUUAUAGGAAAUUAACGCUUCAUGAAUUAAGGCGAAUAGUGAAAAUUCACACUAAUUAUAGUUGCGUAAAUUUUGUUGAGUGUUAAUUGCCGCAACGUUAAUUAAGUGCAGCAUUAAUUUCCACGCUCUUAAUUUCCAUAGUAACCCCAAUUUUGGAACCUGUCCAGACAUUCUUGACACCUAAAAAAUAUUAACGACAAGCUUUCUUUCUUUCCAUUUACCCUUUAAUUUUCAUCUUUCACAAAAGCUAAGGCGAAGGUUUACAAUAUUUCGAGUUCACCUUCAUCGUUGUCGUUGUCAGAAGUGAUGUCAGCUCAGUUUUGUUCAGUUUUGAUUUUUUUUUCAUCCAACUGAAACAAAUUUGUUCCAGUUGUCUCCACCAUCUGUGUCUUAAUCGCGUUAAUUUCCUUUAUUAUGAAAUUCUACCUCCUCUUUCGUGUUAAUUUUCUUAAUUCGAAAGUUGUUUUCCAUUAAAUUCGCAUUAAUUUAAGUUGCGUUAAUUUCCUAUAACAAGGUAUUAUCAGCUUGAGAUUUAGAUUAUCAUACAUCACAUCAAUCUUAAUAAUUUGUGCAUAUUACACAAAUUAAUGUAGCUUUCAUACCACUUAUUCAACCCAUUAAUCACGGUGAAGUUCUGUAAUGAUAUUCUGCCUAGUUUUAGUUACAUUUUCCCUUACCUACAUGUAUUAUGUUACACACACAGCAGUUUUACUGUGGUGUUAUCGAGAACACAGCCACAGCUGUUUUAAUUUAUUAUUGUUGUUGAUUAUUUUUUAUAGUGACGUUUACUUAUCAUCAAGAGAUCGCCAGAUUCUAGAUUGGCAUUUUGCUAAUUUGGAAUUUGCAAAUGCCACCCCUUUGACAGCACUGUCACUUAAGCACUGGGAUCAAGAUGAUGACUUUGAGUUCAAUGGUAGUCACAUGACAGUGCGCAAUGGUUAUUCCUGCCUUCCUGCUGCGUUAGCCGAGGGGCUUGACAUUAGGCUCAACACAGCUGUUAGACAUGUCCGCUACAAUAGGACUGGUGAGAAAUAACAAUAAUUUAAUCGGCCUCUUUACGUGUACUAGCGAGUGUUGUUUUGUCAUGGAUUUUCCAUCAAAUCAUUGGUUUUUCAACAAAAUUGUUCUAUAUGAGGAAUUGUUUUGCUGAUUACUGCCACAUGUACUAGUGAGCUCGAGCAACCACAAUGACAACAAAGGAAAGAGGGAAAACUAAAAAGCAACAUGUUAGAUGUGCACCACAAAGACUUUUUGGAAGAUUCCUUUAACAUUAUUUCAUGACUAACAUUGUCAAACAUGAUCGGAAAUACGGCAAUGCAAUGGUUGCUUUAGUCCCUAAGAUAAUUGUUGUUUCAUCAAUAUCGAUUGUUGCAAGUUCAAUUUCAUCAGAAAUACCUGUAGAGAGGCUCUUUAAUCACAUCAGAGGACAUUUUUAAUAUCUGCUAUGCAUGUUGGAGGGGCUGUUGGUCAGUAGAGACAGUGGGCUUGAGACAUAAUAAUUAUGGCAUACUAAAUGCAGUCACCUAAAGGACCUAAGGAGGGGUUCAGAGCCACCUUACUAGUUCAAACGUCUAGCAAUUCACAUAUUUCUAGUGUGACAUUAAGCUUGGGAAAACAAUAAAUUUUAAUGAAUUUAAAUUGAAUUGUUAUUAGGUGUGGAAAUAGUAACUCAGAGCACUAGUAAGUCUUCAAUCACUACAACACAGACUUUUAAGGGAGAUGCCGUGUUGAUAACCCUGCCUCUUGGAGUACUCAAAAGUCAUCCAUCUGGCGUGCAAUUCCAACCUCCCCUCCCAGAGUGGAAAACUGCUGCUAUUCACCGGAUGGGGUUUGGAAAUCUAAACAAGGUUAGAGUGUAUUACAGGGGGACCUCCAGAUAACGAACCUCUAUAUAACGAAGUCCUUGGGUAUAAUGACAGUAGAACCCCGGUUACUUGAACCCUGAAGGGAAAUGAAAAACAGUUCGAGUUAGUGGGGAAUUUGAGUUUUCAGCGUAAAUUUCAGAGAAACUUUGAUCAAGGGAAAGGAAAUUUAGUUUGAGUUAGUGGGGAAUUUGAGCUAUCCGAGUUCGAGUUAUUGAGGUUCUACUGUAUAUGAAAAAAAGACCUCAAUUUAAUGUUACCUUGUUAUAGCGAACAAAUCUUGCCAGUCCCUUAGUCCUUUGUUAUAUCAAGGUUACACAGUAAAAUCUAUAAAAUCAGCAACGUAGCGUACUAUAAAUAAAUAUAAAUAAAUAAUGCCUUUAUUUAACUAGGGUGACACUAAAUAGCCUAAGGCUAAUAAACUUGUGGCCCUCAAAACACAAUCCUACAAAAAUGUAAUAUCUAUACUAAUAAAAACACUAAAAAACUAUUUACAAAGUCUAGGUAUAAAAAGAUCAUAGAAUAGAUGUUAAAAAAAUAGAGACUAUUAUUUACAAUUAAAAAUAUGUAUUAAUUAUUAAAAUGAUGCAAUAGUUGCUGAGUUACUAGGUUUCUUUGUUUUGUUACUUUUCUGAAUGCUAUUUCUUGUUUGUAAACUUGAGGGCCACAAUUUUAUUAUUAUUAUUAUUAUUAUUAUUAUUAUUAUUAUUAUAUUAUUAUUAUAAUUAAUAGGAGUUUGUACCGUGCAGUUUCUAUGAAAAUAUUCAACUGCGCCUUACAUAAGAAAUUAGUUAAACAUGGAAAAUAAAACCUAAAUUUACAAUGCUAAAAUUCCUAAUUAACAGCCUUACUAAAUAAGAAAGUUUUAAUUAGCUUUAAGGCUGUUAAGGAUUUUCCUCUUGCUUAUUGAGUUGUGGAGCAGGGGUGGUACGUUGUUCAGAGCAUUAGCUUCACACCAUUGUGGCUGGAUUCAAAUCGUGGUGUCAACAUCAUAUGUGGAUAGAGUUUGUUGUUGGUUCUCUCCCUUGCUAUGGAAGGUUUUUCUAUCAUUACCCUGGUUUUUCUCCUCUCCUCAAAAACCAACAGUUUCAAAUUCCAAUUCGACCUGGAAUGAUAGACAAGGCACUUCUUUGUGAAUGUGCUAUCUCUAAACUGUUAUUUCUUUAUUUAUUUAUGCCAACUUUCUUAAGCAAGCGACACUGUUUUGUUCACUGCAGGUGGUUCUCUGUUUUGAUCGAGUUUUCUGGGAUCCCAACACAAAUCUUUUCGGCCAUGUUGGAAGUACAACAGCAAAUCGCGGAGAGCUUUUCCUCUUCUGGAAUCUGUACAAGUCACCUGUUCUUAUUGCACUUGUUGCUGGUGAGGCUGCCAAUAAGCUGGAAGAUGUGUCAGAUGAAAUCAUUGUAGGAAGUGCCAUUGCUGUGCUGAAGGGAAUAUUUGGAAGCAGUGCAGUGCCACAGGUUUGUUGUUAAUAGUUUGAUUUGACCCCAAGAUAUAAUGCACGAUGAAGUUGUUAAAACUUUUGAUCUCUUUCCUUGAAGAAUAAGAUAGUGAGCAAAUGUUGGAGAUAUUUGCAGGAUUGAACUUUGUUACGAAAUUUACAGUAGUCACAAAAUUUUGCAAGAGUGCUUCAAAAAUUGCGAAAAUGAUGAAUUAGUUUUGCAAAUUGUGCAGUUUUCGGAAGGCCAUCACAAAAAAUAUUGUUAAUUAAAACUAAUCAGUAACGAUUCAAGCUCCGAAUAUCAAUCAAGGAACGAAAUUGGAACACUUUUAAAACCAUUUGUAAAUUUCAUAGCGGAGUUAAGUCUGAAAUGUCGUACGUCUCCACUCCCUAACCCAUGGGGGGCUCGGGGGAGAGAUUUCUGAAUUCCGAGUGUCAUAAUGUUGUCCGGUAACAUCACCUACUUUUGCGAAUAUGGUAGGUAUUUUCUGAUUGGCUAUUACCUUUCCAAAAUAAAUAACUUUCUAUUAUUGGCUGAAUGCACUAAGGGAAACAUGGGGUUUGACAGGAUAAGUGAGACUAAUGACUGUUGUGUGAAACGUGACCUUAGAGUUAACCUCUCUACCCAAAGUGAAGGCUUGAACCAUGGUAGCAACUGAUGACAAACCUUUUAAUUCUGAAAUUGCAGUCUUGCUUUAGGCACUUGUAACAAAAAGUGCACUACCGGUACAGUUGUGUAGACUAUUAAGCUAAAACAAAAGUAAUUACCAACAGAGGAACUGUAGGACAUCACGCUCCAGAUCACAUUAAAAAAUAUUAUUAUUACUCUAAAUGCAUGAAACAGACUAGCUUCAUGACCUCCAAAUGGUAGACUCAGGGCAGUAAAAGUAAGAUUGCUCAGUCAGAGUUUAAAAUACUCCCUAAAUACUGCAUAGUCAUAAUCAUAGCAUUAAUUUUUGUCCACAGCCUAAGGAGACAGUGGUAACGCGGUGGAAGUCAGAUGAAUGGUCACGGGGCUCAUACUCAUAUGUGGCAGCUGGCUCUUCAGGAAAUGACUAUGAUUUAAUGGCUUCCCCAGUAGCCCCACCCUUAGUAACAGGAAUGGCACCAGGAACCCCCUCCCCACCCAACCCCCCAAGGGUUUUCUUUGCUGGAGAGCACACAAUUAGGAACUAUCCUGCUACAGUUCAUGGUGCCCUACUGAGUGGUUUAAGGGAGGCUGGCAGAAUUGCCGACCAGUUUUUAGGACUUCCGUAUGAAGUAAAUAGAGUGGGGCAGGCUCCAAUGACGCAAGGUUGAAACUAAGAGGCAAGCUUUUCCUAUUCCAAGAAAGCAACGUGGAAGAAGCCAGUUUCAGGCAAGCUGAAACUGGUUAGAGCUGCUAUGUUCAAAACAGACUUUAUUAAAACCACUAGCAUGCUAAAAACCUUACAGUGUAGAGGGGAAUCUUUGUUGGUGUCCCCGUUUAAAAUGUUUCCUCAUUAAGCAUGGAAUGGAGAACAAAGCCUGGUACUGGCUGGCAGUCUCCAUUAAUGUACAUUUAUACUCGUCUGAUUUGUGGAAUAUUCUAUUGUCAUUAUAUUUUGGGUUCAUUUCUAAAAAACAAACUGAAUGUGAGAUAUAAAGCUUAAAGAUUACGAAGAAGCUCACGGGCUUUUUCUCACUAGCUUCUCACUAGUGCUAAUUAUCAACGAAGCAAAGAGAUCAACAGACUUAGGGGCUUGUAUGCUUUGGCUUUUGAAAGCCUUGACUGCUUCAGUCAUACAUGGUUGUUGUAAGCUAAUAUACUUCCAUGAGUUGACCUUGUCAAUUUUUUUGUGUGUUUAGAGCGUUUUAUAGAAGGAUUAAAGUAACUUUGUUUUCUUGAGGUGAAAGAAAUUAACCCCUCUUUGUAGGACGUAAAUAUUGCUUUUUGUUGAUACUAAAUUUUAGACACCAGCUUUCUCUCAGAAGUUUAUUUAGACAUGCUGGGUCUCAGUAGCCUGUUUUUUGUGCCUGAAAUAGAUUGACAGUUAUUAUAUUCCAAUCCCAGACCUUCAACUCGCCGUACCUUUUUGCUUGUUCUUGACUCUUGUGAAUAGUACGAAAUUAUCAAUGAUUAUGGUCAGAUGUUGCAAAAAAAUGUGAUGAUGCAUGUAUAGUCGCAGAUGUUCUUUAUUGGUUAGAGUUACACAGGAGAGACGUCCAUUCAAAAAAUAGUUAUUUAAGGAUACACUUUGUUUUCUCACACCAUUCAUUUUCGCAAACGUUUUCAGUAUCAAAUACAGUUAGGUUUCUACCUUCUUUUAACACUGUACCAACAAAAUGGUUAUGGUUGUCAUUAGGGCUAUAAGGCUGAUAUAUUAUAGCAUUUUCGUUUUCUGUCUUUUCUGCUCUUUUUU
Messenger RNA from Porites lobata, 19486 nucleotides. NCBI's taxonomy places the organism in Eukaryota, Metazoa, Cnidaria, Anthozoa, Scleractinia, Poritidae. The record is from the annotation of a GenBank genome assembly.